This is a messenger RNA of Scaptodrosophila lebanonensis, 2328 nucleotides long. It is a transcript of the gene Oatp58Da, whose product is annotated as solute carrier organic anion transporter family member 74D. The transcript is spliced from 5 exons. The record is from RefSeq and is a predicted model, not a curated record. Gene Ontology annotation, cellular component: membrane. Gene Ontology annotation, molecular function: protein binding. The coding region runs from base 6 to 2090 and encodes 694 amino acids. Gene Ontology annotation, biological process: transmembrane transport; sodium-independent organic anion transport. Lineage: Eukaryota; Metazoa; Arthropoda; Insecta; Diptera; Drosophilidae.
CUGAAAUGGAAGAUGCUAAGAAAGAUGGGUCUGAGGUGUUGCCAAUUCUUAGCAACGAUGGUGAGACGCUGAUUAUGAAUAAUCUGAAAAAAUGUGAGGAGCAAAUAAAGGAAGAACCGAAUACACCGCAAUGCGAGGAUGUAACAUGUGGAUUUUGGAUAUUUAAAGGCGCUACUUUGCAAAGACUGGCUACUGAACAAAUGUAUGUUGUAGCUUAUGGCAUCGCUGGGUGUCUUAUAACAAUGGCCUUUUCAUAUUUUAAUGGCACGAUUACCACUUUGGAGCGACGGUUUAAAAUUCCUGCGAAAACUCUUGGAAUUAUAUCGGUUGGAAAUGAUAUGAGCACGAUGGUGGCAUCUGCGUUUCUCGGUUAUUAUGCGGGACGAAGACAUCGUCCUCGCUGGAUGGGCUGUGGCAUCCUUACUCUGGUCGCAUUUUGCCUUCUAACGGCAGCACUUCACUACUUUUAUGGUGCCGGAGAUGAAGCCCUAAGACUCACAGAAGAAUUCGGCGAAGGAAAAGUUGAAGAGUUUACGGAUGAAGAAACACUUUGUAAUGAAAUGGAACCAAAAUGCGUGAAGGAAACUGGACUUCGAAUGCCGCAGUUAUUUUUAUUUGCAGCACAACUCGUCUCUGGCAUUGGCCAAGCGCUAUUCUACGUUUUAGGAGUGUCCUAUAUGGACGAUAAUACGACCAAGUCUAAGACACCUGCUAUGCUAAGUUGGUCAACUUUUAUACGCAUGCUGGGUCCUGCGAUUGGCUACUCACUGGCCUCCUUCUGCCUGCGUCUGUAUAUCUCGCCCAGUUUGAAGCCAAUGAUUAAGAAUGAAGAUCCGCGUUGGUUGGGUGCCUGGUGGCUGGGCUGGCUCAUAUUGGCUGUUGUUUUGCUCAUCUCAGCUUUGACCAUUUUUAUGUUUCCGAAGGAAUUGCCGAAGGCCAGAAUGAGGCGCUUAAAACCCGACCAAGAUUCCUCUACAAAGGAACUUCAACCACUCUCAUUGGCGGAUUUGAUGAAAUCGGUGCAUAGAUUGCUGGCUAACAAGGUGUUCUUGUAUAAUACGCUUGCCUCCAUUCUAUACCUAUUUGGUUACAUGGCUUUUUGGAUCUUUACGCCUAAGUAUAUUGAGAUGCAAUAUCGAAAAUCCGCUGCAACGGCAAGCUUGGCCACAGGAUCAGUGGCAUUGGCGUUUUCCGCGGCGGGUGUGCUCAUUUCCGGUUUUGUGAUUUCAAAAUACAAGCCGAGUGCCCGAGCCUUGGCGGCCUGGAAUGGCACUGUUGACUUCCUGACUGUUGCUGGCAUUUUGUGCUACGUCUUCAUUGGCUGUGAAGGAAGCGAUAGAAUGGCAUUAUUAUCCGCGACUAGCAACACCAACUGUAGUACCCACUGCCACUGCGAGAAUGUCAGAUAUACACCCAUUUGUGGAGGGAAUAAUAUCACCUAUUUAUCUGCCUGCCACGCUGGCUGCACAGAACACUACAAAGACGAACUCAUAGGCUCUAUAUACAAGGGCUGUGACUGCAUGGCAGUACUGGAAGAGCCAAGUAUUUCAAAUGGUCAUUCAUUACAGUUUCAAACGGGCGUAGAAGGCGCCUGUCCUGUCGACUGCUCUUCACAAUUCAUCUCCUUUCUGGUCGUUAUGUGUUUCCUAAAGUUUGUGGGCGCCUCUGGCAGAUCUUCCAACGUUCUAUUAUCGCUGCGUUGCGUACCGCCCGAGGAUAAAAGCUUUGCUCUAGGACUUGGCAGCAUGCUUGUCUCCCUAAUAAGCUUUAUUCCCAGCCCAAUAUUUUACGGUUGGAUUAUGGAUAACCACUGUCUAAUAUGGGACAAAACAUGCACGAAUAAAGGCAAUUGCUUUCUAUAUGAUACGAAAUCUCUACGUUACGCUUUUAACAUUUCCUCGGCCGCGUUCAUUUUUAUUGGUGGCUUCUGGAAUAUUGGCGUUUGGUAUCAUGCAAAGCAUCUUAAAAUCUUUGAUGAGGAAUCGAAUACUGAGACAAAGGAGAAAGUGAAGAAGAAAUAUAUGAAUAAUGAAGAUGAAGUAGCAGAGCAAAGGACACUGAUGGAAUUAAGACAAAAUAAUAACUCGUAAUAAAUCUUUCUACUUUCACUUCUGAUCUCCAAGUAUGAUACGCUACCUGUAAUAUCGAAUGAGUGUUCAGAGAAGACUCCAUAGUUCUAUAUCAAUAACUAAGCGGGAAUUCUAGCUUGAAAAAAUGUAUUUACCCUUUUUCUAGCUUUACUUUAUAUUUCACCAUAAAUUUGUUUCCUUAUCUUUGUCAACACUUAAAAUCGUGAAUAUAAGCAGUGAAUAACGACUUUCGAUAAUA